AUGUCCUGGCUCCACCUAGCAGUCGCCAGCGGGCUAGCGGCCGCAUUUAACGGACUCUUUGCAAAACUCACAACAACAGCCCUCACCACCAGCCUCUCCGCCUCAAUCGCCCGCUUAUUCUCCCUGCCGGCUGAUUCCAAAGUUAUCGAAUAUGUUAUUCGAGGGGUACCUACUAUCUGCCCAUGCAUGUCCACGGGCAAGGUUAACAUGAGGUUCGGGGGUAGAUGUUUUUCGGGUUAAAUUUAUUAUUCAACGCAAUCGUAUGCUGUAUCGGCUACUGGCUUUCCAACAUGGUGUGGAAAAAUGGACAUUAACGUUCUAACCAUCGCAGAUGUGGGGGCUCUUCACCACAGCGCUGGCAAAAGGACCUACCGCAACGAAAGUUAGUAUAGUCAAUACUUCCGCGAACUUUAUGGUUUGUUCUCCUCACCCUUCCCACCGCUUUCCAAAGCUAACCUUCUUCUCUUGAAUACAGACAACAGCGCUCCUCGGCUGGGCAGUAUUCGCUGAAUCCCUUCCGCCAACAUGGUGGUUAGGCGCAGGCCUACUUGUCGCCGGAAACGUGAUAAUUGGCCGGCGUGAUGAGGAAAGGAAGGACAAUACAUACCAAGCUGUCGCGACUGACGAGGGUGAAUCAAGGAUGACGGGAGAGAGUGCGGAAAGUGAGUCUGAUGAUGAUAAUAAUAAUGAUACAGAGGAGGGAGGGAGGGAGAACUGA
This is a messenger RNA of Tuber aestivum (summer truffle), 718 nucleotides long. The record is from the annotation of a GenBank genome assembly. NCBI's taxonomy places the organism in Eukaryota, Fungi, Ascomycota, Pezizomycetes, Pezizales, Tuberaceae.